CACGAUAGUAAAUAAAAUAUAUAAAUAAAUCAGGGACACAGAAGUCAGUCUAUCUAUUUAGAUAUAUACUGUGUGACUCUAUCUAACCUAACCGCGGGUAUAAAUGUGUCUCGUCUGGUACAAAUAGCCAUAGGAUUAACUGCUACCAUUUAUACGAAACAGAAAGUACUCUUUGGCUUUUAUUAGUAUAUCUGAUAUAUAGCGUCGUCUAAGCCUUACGUUUUUGAGCCAACCGCAGACACAAGCAACACUUACAGUUCAUAUUAGUUCACGGAGAAGACCCUCUCAGAACGGUCUGAUUUCGCUACACACAAUGUCGCAAGAUGGAGAAACUACAGUACUCACGGAGCAGCUUAUACUGCACAAAGCUGCGAGAAAGCACGUAGACUGUGUCAAGAGUCUCAACUUAGAAGGAGAAAAGCUCAUAACCAUUGAUGCGAAGAUCAUGGCUACCAUGCCUAAGUUAACACGAUUGGAUCUCUCUCACAAUAAGCUCACUGAGCUAGACUUCAAAGCCGAAAACCUGACGUAUCUGGAUGUAUCGAAUAAUAUCAUCCCUUCGCUGGAGGCAUUACAUUUAGAGAACUUCCCGGCACUCACCACUCUGAUUAUCCUGGGCAAUCCAAAACUGGCGAGUGUGAUCAAAAAGGACGCCAAGAAGUACAAUCCAACCAUUGAAAACUUCAAUGGUUAUGAACAGCGGACAGACAACGGAUCGUGUGUAGUGUGCGGACUGGAUUCUCCAGACGAUAAAAUCCUGAUGUGCGAUGGUUGCGAUGAUUUCUACCACAUCUGGUGUGGCGAUGUGGUGCUGGAUGCCAUUCCCGAGGCCGACUGGCUGUGUCCGUACUGUGUCUUUGUCUCAAAUGAUGAGAAACGUCGCCUCGCAGAGGUCAAGUCACGCGCCGCAAGUGCCACCCCUUUGGCCAUCGACUCUUUCAAACACGGUCUGAAGAUGGAGGCGCUCUUACGCAUUCAUUCGGAUCCCAAGGGCAAGAACAAAGAACGGGACGAUGGUACAGAGGUGUGGGCGUGUGCCUUCCAUCCUCAUGUGGAGGAUCAACGAAUUGCGGACAAUGUGGUAGCCAGUUGUGGGGGUCAUACACUGUGCGUGACAAACAUUGCUACAAUCUCAGUGCUGUUCAAGCUGUCAGAUGUCGGCGACCAAUUGACCGCUCUCACUUGGCUUCAGGAUGGAAGAAGUGCUAAUCUUGGUUACAAGAGUAGUGCGGGCUUGCAUGUGUUAGCGGUAGCUGGAAAGUCAGGCAACGUGCGCCUAGUCGAUCCGUGGACGCGCAAGGCCUUCGAUCUUCUCACUGGCAAUGGGGAAAAGGUCGUCUGUCUAGAAGCACAUCCCGACAAGAAGAACUGGUUAAUAGUUGGAGGGGAGAACCAGAUCGAUCUGUGGCAAAUUGGUGCCCCUGCGAUUCCGGGCGAGAGCGAAGCAAUGGAGUCUGUGCGGUUGUGUCGUAUAAUGCUGCCGCAAAAAGUAUACACUGUCUGUAUGCCGCCGUUUGAGCGCAUGAGUCAGACCUCUACCUUUAUCAUUGUUGGCGGGGAUGAAGGGUAUCUCGCUAAGUGGCGUAUAGACGACAACGAUCAGGGAGGCAGGCCGGCCAAGCGCAGCAAAUUAUCCCCCAGUGAUUCAGAUGAUCGCUUUUCGUCGAGUGAGGUGUAUCUCUACGCUGAGGAUUCGGUGCACAGAGCAUGUCCGAUUGAUCAGAUUCUGUACGUCAAGAACAACCACGUAGCCUCUAAGAGUGCACAUGAUGGUCGCAUUGUGCUGUGGGACCAUGUGGUAGCCACCGAUGCACGUGCGGUCAAGAAACGAGAUCACAUUCAUGGCAUACUUAACCACUCGCUAUCGCACAAAUUUUUCUACAAAGCCGCCGUGACUGAUGAUGGAUCAACCUUGAUUUCUGGCGAUAUGGAUGGCAAGCUCAAAAUCUACGACAUGGCCAGCAAACUGCGUCCUUACCUUGCGAUACCUCCUUGCCAAGUAUUGCAAUACGACAAUCCGGGUCUAAGAAUGCCUCUGCGGUGCAUAGCCAUUUCUCCGUCGGAGAAGUAUGUGUGUGGUGUUACGGGGUCGAAUAUGCUUGCCGUUUGGGUCAGGAAUGUUGAUUUGGAAUGAGGUUGUUGCGGGUAGAAAAUCUUCCGGCAGAGAUAAUGAUGCAAGAUGUUGUUUUACUGACUAUCAUGACCACAUUCGGCGUUUAUGUACUUUCGAGGUUGGACUCUGGACAUAUCAUACCAAUCACAACUAUGGCAUAACCAAUGUGUUGUAUCUGUAUCCCGGCUCAUCACAUUAGCGUUUGGCUAUCGGUAAGUAUCGGUAUCGGACAGUAUCGGAAAAUCGAUAUAAAUCGGGACCGAUACCCAGUAACGGGUAUCGGGAUAUCGAUAUUUUUCGCUAAUAGAAAGUAUCGGGGUAUCGAUUCGGGGUUAAAAUUUUGGCCCAAAUACCGAUUUUGUUGCCGAAUUUCGAGUAUCGGUAGAGUAUCGGUGUUUAUCAGGUAUCGGUAAAAUUGACCCGAUACACUCCGAUUUUAAAAUAAUGGUAUCGGUGAUUCAGGACGAUGAUAUGGUACAAUUGACGGAUACACUCCGAUUAUCGGUGAUUCAGACCGAUGGUAUCGGUAAAAUUCACCGAUACACUCCGAUUUAUUUAUUUUAAAGUAUCGGUGAUUCUCAAGGGCGGCCCGGGGCCCCCGACCCGCCCCGCCCGGCUAAGCUCAAUACGUUAUUAUGAGUUGCAACUUUCAUUAAGCCUCGAG
Molecule: messenger RNA, 2777 nt
Organism: Sphaeroforma arctica JP610
Lineage: Eukaryota; Ichthyosporea; Ichthyophonida
Exons: 15
Coding region: 314-2134 (606 amino acids)
Molecular function (GO): protein binding
Source: RefSeq, a predicted model, not a curated record